ACCUAUAGGCUACUCUUCCAGUUAGGCCAAUUGAAUAUGAAUCUGAUUUAGUCAGUUAUUGGACAAUAAUAAACCAUUUUCGAAUUUGGAUGAAGAUGUUAAGCUAGCACAUUUUUAUUGGAGUGGUCAGUAAUUGAUUUUGAAGCAAUUGUUGCACAGCGCUGCGUUGGACGCGCAGGUUUAAGGUGCAAUGGAUUCCCUGGGGACCAGCCUACUUUCAUGCUGGAGAGACCGGCUUGUCAAACCACAGGUUCAGUCGCACAUAGGCUGUGGUAAAGCAUACACCGGGGCUUAGGCAGCCGCUAAAUAGUUAUUGAAAUGAAACUGAAUGACUGAGUUGACAAAUAUUCCACAAUAAAUAUCAAAUAGUAUUAUUAGGAAUAAAUAUCAAAUAGUAUUAUUAGGCUAUUUCCAUAAACUCAGGAGCUAUGGAUCGACAUGGUAAAUGGAGUUUCAAACCGAAGAAGAUGGAAGUGGAAUUGGAGGAUGAUUUUUAUUUUGAUUAUGAUGCGUUAGAAAUAUCUGAUUAUCAAGACCCCAAUGAACUUUUAGCUGCUUUGAAACAAAAGGAGAAAGACGUCAUUUUGGCGGCCCAGCUGGGAAAUGCAUUGCUUUUGGAAAAUCGUCAGUUGAAGGACCAGAGCGACAAAUUUCAUGAACAGUAUGCAGACAAACUUGAGGAGCUGGAGCAGGGCAGGCACGAUCUUCAGGUGAAGCUGGAGGGGUGCCAGUCUGGGUGGGUGAGCCAGGUUGGGGACCUGGAGAAAGACGUGAGGGAUCUGAGUGGCCAGGUGGACAGGCUGACCCAGGCCCUGACCGACGCAGACAGGGACAAGACCAGGGCCCAGGAGGAACAUGCAGAACACACCCAGUGCCUCAGAGAACAGCUCAGCACAGUGAUGGAGGUGGAGAGGGCGAUGACCAGUGAGCUGCAGACCCUGAAACAGGAGCUUCAACAGAAAGGCCACCACAACAGACCACAGGAGGAGGAGCUGCUUAGUGCCAUGAGGGAGCAGGUGGUGCGUCUGUCCCAGAAGGAGCAGGCUCUAGAGGAGCAGCUGGAGAGUGUGUGUCAGGAGAACGCAGACCUACGCAACAGACUGGCCUCCCUACACACACGCUUAGCUCUACAGGACCAACACAACCAGCAGCAGAGCCAACAGCUGGCGGAGGCAUGGCAGGAGGCUGCGGCGGCGAGGGGGCGUUCCCAGCAGCUUCAGGUCCAGGUGGAGGAGCUGCAGGAGGAGGUCUACCUGCAGGACAGAAGUAACCAUGGAAACACAUCCCUACUGUCUGAGCUGGAGACCAGUCUAGACACCAUGGGCCUGGGCAAUGACAGAGAACAGAUGACCCAGGAGGUUCUGUCUAUCUUGGAGCUGCUGCGACCCCUGAUCCAGGUAGUGAAGACUCCAGAGAGAUCAGAGUUUACAGGUCAGGAGGAAGGAGACCUGCAGGCCAUGCUGCUCCAGUUACAUGGUGUGGCUCAGAAACUGGCCAACCACACCCAUAUCCCUCAGAUCUCCCAGCUGCAGGAAGAGAAUGCUGAGCUGAGGCUGAGGCUCGGAAACAGACAGGAUGAGGAAGAGGUGGCCCAACAGGCCAUCAGAGACAGAGAUGAAGCCAUAGCUAAGAAGAACCUGAUGGAGGCGGAGCUGAUGAGGAGUAAGAACGACAUGAUGUGUCUGAACAACCAGCUGCUGGAGGCUAUCCAACGCAAGCUGGAGCUGUCUCAGGAACUAGAGGCCUGGCAGGAUGAUAUUCAGAUCAUCAUCAACCAGCAGCUGAGGACCCAGCAGCAGUCGGAGCAGGUCCAAAGGAAGCCUGCCUCCAACCCCAUGUCCUUCUGGAGGAGACCCAACACAGCUUCCUCCACCAGGCCCCGCCGGCCCUCCUCCCCUGCCUCCUGGACCUCUGAGGCUGGGCAAGAGAAGACCCAGUCCCCCUGGAGAGACUGGCUCCGACCGGGCAAGGUGGCACAGCCUGGCAAAUAGUGAGCUGGUAUGUCUGUUGCCUCACUGUGGAGGACUGGCACAUAGCACAGAACUGUCUUGACCAGCUGCCCGUUGAAGAAGUCGAGUCGUCAAGGCAGGAACAAGCUGGUGGAACACUACUGAGUGGAACUAUCAGUCUUGGUAGAUAGAGUACCAAGCAGAACAGGACAGGCCGAACGCUCAGUUAUGUAGGAGACUUCAGUAGAGUAUUAGAAUUCAAGACCAUGGUGUGUUGGAAACAAGGACCAGAUAAGAGCCCUGAUGGACAAAGAGCUAUCAAUAAGUAGAGAGUAGUUUCCCCACUGUCACUGAGAAGAACCUAAGCACAUAAAAAGCAUGUUAGAGCGGUUAAAGACUAGCAUGGUAACUACUAGCAUGGCCAGGGAGUCACACACUAUUAUGGUGAGAGUCACGACAAGGAAAGAUGGUUAUAAGUUGUGCCUUCUUCUGCCUUAUAAUUAUGUUUUUUGUUGUGAAGUCGUUGAUGCCUGAGAUUGUGAAUGUAUGUGUGAAUGUCAAUGUUUGUAAGAAUACUGACAGUAUUUGCUCAGACUAUUUAUUUCAUCCAACCUUUAUUUAGGCAAUGUACAGACAGACUGGAGGGAAAUGAGUUGAUAGAUUGACUGGACUCUGACAAUAAGACAUAAUGAAGUUAGUAUUCACCUAUAAUCAUGUUGUAAAUAUUUAGCUAUUUAGAAACCCAGUAAGAUGAUAUCAGAUCUAAGUGGUAUUCCACUCACUACAGUCUGUUCAAAAGAUGUAACAAUAUUACAUGUUGCCUGCUGUCUAUGCAAAAUGGUUUCCAUUAUGUAUCCAGAGAAAACAGCCUUUAGUAGAAAAUAACCAAAUAUACAAUAGGUGCUAAUAAAUAAACCCAUGAUUUACAGUAUUUCAUGGGUUCUCAUGUGAAAUGUUAUGUGAACUAGAUACAAUAUGAUUUAUGUUCAAAAUGCAUUUCAUGCAUUGUAUUCUUACCUUAAGGGUCUUUUUGCCACAUAACUGAAGGGGACAUUUUGGGGGAAGGGUGCAAUAUAGAUAAACUCUAACUAGGAUGGCCAUAUAAGGUCAUACUUAUUUUGUUCACAGUGCCAGAACAAUCUUAUAUAUAUUUUUUUUAAUCUAAUGGACAGAAUGCUGUCCAUAUGUUGUCAACACAUGAAGUAAGUUCUGUUCUGUUGUUUAUCGACAUUUGGUAUUUGUUUAUUUACAUUUAGGUUUUAAUUGACAAAAUCAGUAUGUCCUCAGACUAUUUGAUUUAGUGAAAAACAGAACAAUGCUGAUUGAAUGACUGAAAACAUCUAGUACUUGCAACUCUUAUUGCAGAAGAAAUAAUGCAAAUAUUUUGAUUCAUAUUACUAAUUGUUGUAAUAUAUGAAUAUGAUCAAAGUGCAUGCAUGAUGUUGUGUAUCAUGAUGUAUGUAGUUUAUGUAUUCUAUAUGUAGAUGGCAUUUAUGUAUUAGUGAACUCAAUGUCCUUUACACUGAAAAUAAAGUCAUUUUUCAUACUUGA
Salvelinus namaycush (lake trout) is the source of this 3500-nucleotide messenger RNA. RefSeq names its product BICD family-like cargo adapter 1. The coding region runs from base 429 to 1991 and encodes 520 amino acids. Gene Ontology annotation, biological process: vesicle transport along microtubule; Golgi to secretory granule transport. The transcript has 9 exons. The record is from RefSeq and is a predicted model, not a curated record. Lineage: Eukaryota; Metazoa; Chordata; Actinopteri; Salmoniformes; Salmonidae.